Drosophila ficusphila is the source of this 1647-nucleotide messenger RNA. It is a transcript of the gene Hakai, whose product is annotated as E3 ubiquitin-protein ligase Hakai. Gene Ontology annotation, molecular function: ubiquitin protein ligase activity. The record is from RefSeq and is a predicted model, not a curated record. Gene Ontology annotation, biological process: protein ubiquitination; regulation of cell adhesion. Bases 105 to 1517 code for a protein of 470 amino acids. NCBI's taxonomy places the organism in Eukaryota, Metazoa, Arthropoda, Insecta, Diptera, Drosophilidae. The transcript has 3 exons.
AAACUCUCUUCAGAAAAGUUGACAACCCUGCUGAAUGCGGAGCUAAACAAAAUCCGAAAAACACGAAAAUCCGGCAAAAAGACCCAAAGGAUUCGGAUUGAGCCAUGGAAACGGAAGAAGGAAAGCGUGGUCGCGGACGUGGGCGUGGCACCAGAGCGCGUGGUCGUGGACGGGGACGCGGACGCGGUCGUGGCAAGAAAAUUGACGACAGCAGUAUCGCCGAUGCCGCCGCCGCUGCAGCCCUGGCAGCCAGCAAUUGUGCAGCCCUGGAGGACAGUCCUGGCAGAUUGGAUCCAUCCGAGGAUUCCAUCAUGCAGGACCUGGAAAAGGACGGCGACUUGGAGGUGCAGUCCGGGUUGGAGGAGCCAUUGCAACAAGGAGUUCAGGGAACAGUCAGCGAGGACAUGACGCCACCAACGCAACAACCACAGGUCCUGCAGCAGGUGCCACCACCUGUGCUCAGCCAAACAAUCGACAUGGAGGCGGACAUAUCGCAGCUGGAGGCGCCCACCUUUACCACACUGUCUCGCGGACCUCCGGAGCCAAUGCUGCGCCUCAAGUGGAACCACAAGGUGAGCCUGAUCGGCGAGAAAGUGCUCAACCCGAUGAUCCACUGCUGCGAUCAAUGCGACAAGCCAAUACUUGUGUACGGCCGGAUGAUACCCUGCAAGCACGUCUUCUGCCUCAAGUGCGCCCGCGCAGAGCCCAUCAAGAGCUGUCCGCGGUGCACGGACAAGGUGCUGCGCGUCGAGCAGAGUGGCCUGGGCACCGUGUUCAUGUGCACACACGGCGGCAGUCGGUACGGAAGCUCCGGCUGCCGGCGAACCUACCUCUCGCAGCGGGACUUGCAGGCGCACAUCAAUCACAGACAUGUGGCGCCACAGCCUCUGCCGUUGCAGCCAUUGUCGCAGCUGCCGUCGUCGGCGGAGCAACAGCAGCCGAAGAUACCCCAAGAUCUGGGCGGCGUCGGCUUGGGCCUGGAGUUGCACAAGCAGCGCAAGCUCUCCGAGUCGUCUGCCCCCGUUGUAUCCGUUUCCGUCUCCUGCUCCUCCUCCUCCUCGGUCUCCAUGGCCCGACCCCACACAUUGCGUCCACUGAGCGGAGUUGUGGGCAGCAUCGGUAGCAUACCGCCACCGGGAUCGGUUGCUGCCGCCGCCCAAAGCUCAAUCCAUGGCCACUCAACGCUCACACUGGCCAAUCUGGCCAGGAUCAACAAUGCCAAUGCCCAGGACUGUCACCAGGGCAAGGCCUCGCUGCACCACAGCCUCAAGAAGGGUCCGCCCCACCAGUCCGAGUCUGUGGCGGACGCCUCCUACUACAGCAGCGUGCUCGCCUCCUUCGGCAGUGCGGCAGCAGCGGCGGCGGCGGGAUCUGGACUCGGUGUACCGGGUGCCGCACCACCGGCUGGUUCAAAUCCCAGCAACUCUUCGGGUGGCCCAGGUGCCCAGGCCGGCGGCUCCGAGACGGCAGCGGGUGGCUCGAGUGGCAACUGGCAGCAAGCGCAAUACUACAGAUAAGGGACCGCAGUCCACAGGGGCAGCUGAUUUUUACGCAGGCACGGCUUUUAAUUAAGAGAAUGACUUGUAUUGUUAAGAGGAUCUUAUUAAAACUAUUUUAUUGGGUUAGGCCAACCCGAAAUAUUCAAAA